Loxodonta africana (African savanna elephant) is the source of this 3314-nucleotide messenger RNA. It is a transcript of the gene RGS4, whose product is annotated as regulator of G protein signaling 4. Bases 426 to 1043 code for a protein of 205 amino acids. Lineage: Eukaryota; Metazoa; Chordata; Mammalia; Proboscidea; Elephantidae. The transcript is spliced from 5 exons. The record is from RefSeq and is a predicted model, not a curated record.
UUUAUUUUAUUUUUUUCCUUUUCCUGUUCUAGAAAUUCAAUACUUCCGACACUGGUUGAAACACCCGGUAGAUUUUUAUUUUCUGUGGUGUCUACUUUGUGAAAGGGUUUUCUCCUCUUUUAUUCACUUGGCAUUGCCUAUGCGUCAGUCUUUUCUUUCUUAUCUCUGGCAGGGCUGGAGGAGGCAGAGGGAGGCAGAGAGAAAAAAAAAAUAGAGAGGAGCUGGUAUUACAGAGCUGCCAUCUGAUUGGCUGGAGGGUCGUGGCUGGGGCUAUAAAAGAGACCCCUGCAGGCUUGGGAGGGAGAAGCGCAGAGGAUACUGACAACUUCACGGAGGGAGAAAAGGCAAAGUGCGCUCAAAGCAGAAGCCACAGCUCCUCCUGCUGCGUCUUUUUUUCUUGGCGUGCAAACCUAACGGGAAGCAAGAUGUGCAAAGGACUCGCAGGUCUUCCAGCUUCUUGCUUGAGGAGUGCAAAAGAUAUGAAGCAUCGGCUAGGUUUCCUGCUGCAGAAGUCGGACUCCUGUGAACACAGUUCUUCCCACAGCAAGAAGGACAAAGUUGUCAUUUGCCAGAGGGUGAGCCAAGAGGAAGUCAAGAAAUGGGCUGAAUCCUUGGAAAACCUGAUUAACCAUGAAUGUGGGCUGGCAGCUUUCAAAGCUUUCUUGAAGUCCGAAUACAGUGAGGAAAACAUUGAUUUCUGGAUCAGCUGUGAAGAGUACAAGAAAAUCAAAUCACCCUCCAAACUAAGUCCCAAGGCCAAAAAGAUCUAUAACGAAUUCAUCUCAGUCCAGGCAACAAAAGAGGUGAACUUGGAUGCUUGCACCAGGGAAGAGACAAGUCGGAACAUGCUGGAACCUACAAUAACCUGCUUCGAUGAGGCUCAGAAGAAGAUUUUUAACCUAAUGGAGAAGGAUUCAUACCGCCGCUUUCUCAAGUCCCAAUUCUAUCUUGAUUUGGCCAACCCUUCCAACUGUGGGUCAGAAAAGCAGAAAGGAGCCAAGAGUCCUGUAGACUGUGCUUCCCUGGUCCCUCAGUGUGCCUAAUUCCCACUGGGAGGUGGAGGGCUGAAACCCCAAGACUCUAUGCUCUGGAAACUCGAGGCCAAAUAUCAAUCUGUAUUAAGCUCCAAUGCUUUAACCACGUUGUAGCCUAGUAUCCAUGCUGCCUGGCAUGUGCGAGCCACUCCCAUAUAUAAACUAGAUUUCAUUUUGGUGUUUUGGUGUUCAUCAGGGUGGGACCACAUUCCAGCCCAAUUUCCCCAAAUUUCUUUUAGGGUGCCAUUUGAGCAAGUAUCCCAAUAUUGGCCUUGUAGGUCUGCCUUUCAAAGAUUGUCAGCAGAUCUUUCCUGCCAACAGUUUGACCUCAGGGUGGCUGGUUGGUACACUUCAUGUGACAUCCACAUGUGUACAUGUAUUUGUUAGCUAGCACUUUCUCCAAGCUUUAGAUGAGGUUGAUCUAUUACAUGGAAAUGUGUGUGUCUAUUUCUGCAAGGAAAGAUGGGAGAGACACUAGGUGCUCACAAUGAGAGUGUAUGCAUGUGUUUACAUGCAAAUUGAACUAACCAUCAGGCAGGCUAAGAAAGGAAUGCUAACUUGUGGAAAGAUGAUUCUGUAAAACUCCAUGUGUCUUGCUCAAGAGGCAUUCAAGGGACUUCGUGCUUAAUUUGACGACUGACAGCUUCCAAGUUGAGCAGUAUUCUAAGGAGCAAAUAUCAUAAAGAAUCAUAUACCUGAGUAACACAGUGUUGCUUCAGCCUGUUGUUAUCACUAAUGGCACUUUUGAGUCCAAAAGCUGCUGGCCUUCCCUUCUUUGCCUGGGUGCUUGGUGCAUGACUUCUAGCAGCCGGGGUUGGCAUGGAGUUGGGAGAUGGGAUACUUGAUCUAAACAAAGACAUGCAGUUAGGGCCUUGCCAGCUCUACCUACCACAAGAUACUGGCUGGGCAAGGGCAUGGGAAUUUGAAGGUUACUGUUCUUAUCCUCUAUUCUUUCUUCCCCUCUUACUCAAGGUGCUCUCCUCACUUUGCUUUUUCCUGAGAACUUUAGCCAUCAGAUGAGGCCCCUUAGUUCACUGUUGUGUGUUUUCUUUUUUUCAUAAUGGCUCUAGGCUAUAUGUCUACCAUUACAAACCAGCAGCUGGGGAAAGAAUAUAUUUUAUAAAUGGGAAACAUGUUUUCACAAAGAGAAAAGCCCUCAUGUUUUCUCUUUUGAGGUAGAAUCUCUCAUCCCAAACUUCAGGGCUAACAGAGACCGAAGGCAUUUCUUCCUAGACCUUGAGAUUAAAUGAGAAGGCGGGGCGGGGCGGGGGGGCAGAUAUCCAUUGUAUCCAUUGUUAGAACUACUGCUUGGAACUUUUCAAGGCACAUGAAAUACUUGAAAAUUUCUCAUUUGUGUUAUUUAUGAUGUUGUUUUGUACAAUGUUUUUAUUAUUGUAUUGUUUUAUAAAUGGAGGUGCAGGAUAUCACCUGAAUUUUUAAUGAAUGGCCAGAAAGUAAUUUUCUUCUCAUUCUUCUAAAACUACUGCCUUUGGAAGUGCAUACACACACAUAUAUCUCCAGUAUAAGUUACGUGCAUGAGCGCCUUGGCGGCUUUUAAGUUAAUACGCUGGAGUACAAAAUGAAGACAGCAGAGUGUGUGUGUACAAGUUGAAUCAUAUUAAAGAUAUAGGUUUUCUCAAUUGUACCUUUCUUGACUCUCUGGCAGUCUUGUUCUCAAUGUCCACAGAGUUCCUCACUAGAGCUCCUUUCUGUUAUACAUAGUCCCACGAUUCCGUCUCUAGUUGACUGUAGGAUAUAAACAUGUAACACUCUUGGUCUUGCCCUCUUAAAACUGUCAUGACUUUCAGAUUGUACCUAUACUCAUAGACUGCUGUUUCACAUGGGGGUCUGGGAGGUCAUUCUGAAUGAGAAGUAAAUUAUUUUAAGUAAUACAUUUUUCAAGUGUGUUUUUCAAUUGGAUUUUGUAAGUUCAUUAUCCUUUGGCUUGGUGACUUAGCUGCUCAUGGUCCACGGACAGAGAAUUCCUUCCCUAUGAAUGCUGGUUUCUAUCAUGUGCUUUAUAGGCCUUUAAGCUGAUGCUGCCAUUGAAACACAUGCAUCUUAAUAAUAAGGGUUAAUAAAUACUUCAUACAAAAGUAUUUGCUUGUAAACACAUUAAUGAUCCACGGAGACCUGUUAUGAGAAGGAAAGCAGGGUGUAGGGUGUCUUUAGAAAACGGCUCAUACACAGUCUUUUAACUCUCUCAUACCAACUCUGGCAAAGAAGCAUGAAAUCAAUACCGUAUAUCCUUUCGUUUCUGCCUCUCCUCUGUCUACCUCU